Messenger RNA from Pseudo-nitzschia multistriata, 1357 nucleotides. Lineage: Eukaryota; Bacillariophyta; Bacillariophyceae; Bacillariales; Bacillariaceae. The record is from the annotation of a GenBank genome assembly.
CAGACUGCGGUCUCGAUGCUCUUGAUCGUUACCGGACAAUAUUACCCAUUCUCUGCAUACGUACAGUUAAUUGAAUUGAUUCAUCGCCUCCAGAAUGCCGAACGACGAAUAUCAAUAUCAACCACAGCAAAAGCUGCCCGUCGGCCGGGAGCACGUCGAGUGCGACGGCCCGGGGUGUUCGGAAACAGGACCUCCCAAGAUGUGCUCCCGGUGCCACAUGACCUUUUACUGCGGGGUUGCCUGCCAGAGAGCGCACUGGAGGAACGGCCACAGGGAAGACUGUAGAGACAUAAACUUUUUUCGGGAGCACUUCGCGAAAUCCGAAAGCAAAACAGAGGAGGUUUGUGAGAAUGCCAGCGGCAGCGGCGGCAAAGCCGAAGCAGCGCUGCUGUACGCGGCGCGGGCGAGCAGGGGCGACAAGAGCGCGGAGGAGCGGAAGGACUAUUCCGAGCUGGCCCUCGCCGAGCUCGCAAGGAUCAACACGACCGCAGUGAACCUCCGAGACCCAUCCGAAACAGCCCAGGCACUCUUCACCAAGGCCGAAGUCCUCCUGCAACUGGAACGGCCGGCCGACGCGCUGCGGGCCCUAGAGGAACUCGAGGCCAUCGACAAGCAAGGCCGGGAAAACAAAGCCAGGAUUGAGUCGCUGCUGGAUUCCCUGGAGGCCCUCGAAAUCCAGGGCCGGACGAGCGAGGCCGACCGUGUCGCCCAGCAGCUUGCGGAAAUGCGGGAAGCCAACAUGCACACUACCCGGCUGCCAAAUUGUGGCUUUGAUCUGUACAUCAAAAUGGCCGAAUGCUUCGAAGCCAUGAAGGAAUACAGAAAAGCCAUAGAUACUUACAAGUUCAAAAUCAUGGAUGUCAUAGAUUACGAUGACCCCGAUGCCAUGGCAACACCACCCCAGCAGCGCAUGAUGUUCAUGGGCAUGUCGCGGUGCUUGUAUCACCUGAAGAAAUAUGACUCCGCCAUUCACGCAGGUGAGGCGGCCGUCGAGAUGAACCGUCACUUCCCGCAGGUUCACAAGUACGUGGCGUUGUCCCAAAAGGCCACCGGCGAUUUACGGAGUGCGGUGCAAACCAUGGGGAGGGCGGUCACCUACGAAACCCCAUGGGACGAGGCCAACCAAAACAUUGUCCUCGAAAUGUACAAGGAAUUGAAAAAUGAGUCGUUGGCCGCGGACUCUGGCCUAGUGGCUCCACCUGACGAGCAAGGGCAAAGCAAGGCCGGAACGCUCUAGGGUUUUGGCAGCAGCCAACCUAUAGCCUACUUCCACCGAGACCGUUCACGAAACCACCAGAGUACGUGCUUCUGUAUGGAAGGCUACUCUUAUGGUGCGAAAUGAACAUCUCUCAUGCAA